GAAAAAAGAAACAUCGAAGUGAACGACACCAACGACGAAGAAAAAAAGAACAUCGAAAUAGACGACACCAACGACGAAGAAAAAAAGAAACAUCGAAGUGAACGACACCAACGACGAAGAAAAAAAGAACAUCGAAAUAGACGACACCAACGACGAAGAAAAAAAGAAACAUCGAAGUGA
Molecule: messenger RNA, 180 nt
Organism: Dentiscutata erythropus
Lineage: Eukaryota; Fungi; Glomeromycota; Glomeromycetes; Diversisporales; Gigasporaceae
Source: the annotation of a GenBank genome assembly